Silurus meridionalis is the source of this 1214-nucleotide messenger RNA. Its product is annotated as C-type mannose receptor 2-like. The coding region runs from base 120 to 1058 and encodes 312 amino acids. Lineage: Eukaryota; Metazoa; Chordata; Actinopteri; Siluriformes; Siluridae. The record is from RefSeq and is a predicted model, not a curated record. The transcript is spliced from 7 exons.
CUGACAGAAGAAGAAAUCGCCAACACACAGAAGACACUAAAACACCAAGACAACCAGCAAAUGAUCGCUCCCUCGCUCUCAGUUUAAGUUGAACGUGUUCCGAUUCGGAUCUCUGAGGAAUGUUGAUCACAGAGCUCUUCAUUGACACUUCAGCGAUGAAAGAGCAUCUCUUUAUCAUUUUCUUGCUUACAGGAUUCAUUCCCUUCACUCUCUCUAUCCCUCGUAAGUAUUAUCUGAUCCAGCAAGGAAAAAUAUGGAGUGAUGCUCAGACCUACUGCCGAGCUACUCACACUGACCUGGCCACCAUAGAAGAUACCAAAAACAUGAUCCGAGUCCAAUAUGUCACACAGAGUGAAAAUUUUAAUUCUAGUGCUUGGAUUGGGCUUUCAAAUGAUGUCAAAAGCUGGCGCUGGUCAAUGGGAAAUCAACCACUUGGAAGCUUUUAUACCUGGUAUGGAACAAAUCCUGACAACUGGAAGGGAAAAGAAACUUGUGGUGCAAUAGCACCAUGGGGAUGGCUUGAUUGUCCAUGUCCUAACCUGUAUCCUUUUGUCUGCUAUGAUGCCACUAAAAGCACAGGACAAUACAUUUACUACUCUAGUUUAAAGAAUUGGUCUGAUGCUCAAAGUUACUGCAGACAGUAUCACACAGAUCUGGCCAGUGCAAAAACCUCGACAGAGAAUUCAAUCAUCAAAGCAAUGAUCAAAGCCAACACAUGGUUUGGUCUGUUCAGAGAUUCGUGGAAAUGGUCAGAUGGUACCAUUUUUACCAGCAUUCCCAUGAUGCCUGGACAACCAGAUAAUCUCCUAAAGAACGAAAACUGUAUGGCUUUAACGAAUAGUGAAGCAUCUGAUGAGCUUUGCUCAGACAUAAAACCUUUCUUCUGUUACUCCUCAAUCACAGAACGAAAACAAAUCAUUCGAGUCAAACUUCAGGCCAAUUCAGAUGUUAAUGAUCCUUCACUAAAGGAAGCCGUCCUGAAUAAGAUUUGGCAAAAACUCAGUGUUUACUGGAACAUCACUGUGAAAUGGAGAGGAAUCAGACGGAUUGGUGUUUAAAAAGAGAAAAGCAGAUAAAACACAUGGAGAUUGAUGAAGACUUGUAGAAAAUUGAGAAUAGUGGAGACUGAUGGAGACUGGUAGAAAAUGGUGGAGAAAAAUGGAGAUUGCUGAAUACUGGUAGAAACUGAAGAAUGUUGGAGACUGGAGGAGAAU